Messenger RNA from Zophobas morio, 1057 nucleotides. RefSeq lists its product as uncharacterized. The coding region runs from base 8 to 1057 and encodes 349 amino acids. The transcript is spliced from 2 exons. The record is from RefSeq and is a predicted model, not a curated record. NCBI's taxonomy places the organism in Eukaryota, Metazoa, Arthropoda, Insecta, Coleoptera, Tenebrionidae.
CAGUAAUAUGGUAGUAGAAAUUGCAGAACUUAGGAGGGAGAUUGAUGUUCUCAAACAAUCAAAUAUUGAUUUAGUUCGUACAUUAACUAAUAAAGCAGUUGCUAGUUUAACAUCAAACAGCACUAAUAAUAAUAACCACUCAUCUGAUAAAAUACCGUGUAAUUCUGAAGUAAAAAAAUCAUAUGCAACAAAAUUAUCUGAGUCUACAAAAUCUAAAGUCAUGAUUAAGCCUAAGGUUGCUCAACAAGCAGUGAAAACGCAAGAAGAUUUGUUGCGGAAUGUUGAUCUGGUUAAUGAAAAUAUUCGUGUUACUAAUGCUAAAACAACCAAAGGAGGAGCUGUUAUUGUAGGGUGCAACGAUCGUGAUUAUGAUGUUUUUGUCCUUAGAUCGGAGCAUCCUAAGAUUCGAGUGGUAGGUAUUCCAUCGUGUUUGAAUAAAGAGACAUUUAUGAAUUACUUGAAAUCUCAAAACAGUGAUCUGCUAGCCGACGCAACCGAACUACGCUUGCUAAAUUUUUGGGAGUUGCGGAAAAAUAAAAAAGUUCUUCAAGCUACUCUACAACUAGAUAUUAUUACAUACAAAAAAAUAAUGGAUGCUGGCGGAUUAUUGGUUGGAAUAAAUAUUUGCAAAGUGUAUGAUGAUACAAAUGUGGUUCGCUGUUUUAAAUGUAGUGGGUUAAAUCAUACGAAAAAUAAAUGCCCAAGACAAAUGAUUUGUCCAAUAUGUGCGGGUUCGCAUCAGGUAAACAGCUGUACGUCAGAAAAAAAAAUGUGUAUUAACUGUAGAGACUUAAGACAUAUACAUGGGUUUGAUAUAGGAGUAGAUCAUUCAGCCUGGGAUUACACCAACUGCUUUGCGUAUAAAUUUGCACUGGCGAAACUUAGAAAUGUUGUUUUUGCAGAACCAAUUCAAAUAGAAAUAAAUAAGAUUCCUAAUUUUAAACAUCCUGCUAAUCCUGAGAAUAUUACUAAUACUCAGAUAAAUUCUAAUUCAAUAAACAGUUUUCUAGCCAGUACACCUGCACCUUUGGGAAAUAAUUUUUUAGAUGUGUCUUAA